GCUAUGGGCUGAUGAGCACGGUGGGGGCCAUUUCUGUGUUGCACCGAGUGGGAGCAUGGCUGCGGUGCCCUUUAACCUGCCGCACCGUGUGUUGGAUGAAACGGUAACUUGCUAUUUCCUAGGUGUAUUACAGUCCCGCCUAGAGCCACCCUCACUCGUAUCCAGGCCCCCAUUGUGCCAGGCAGACCUAGGGAGAGGCAGGCUCUGCCCCCCAAGGGCUCCCAGUCCGACUACAGAGACAACUGGUAGGAGGAGAGAAGCAUCAUCAGCUCAUUCCAGCAGAUGGUGGAGUGAGGCCCAGCGAGGUUAAUGCCCUGAUGCUGCAGGCAUGUGCUUCACCAUAAGCCUGGGAAUAUCCCCCUUGAUUCCAGUAGCAAGGCAUUUCCUGAGUGCCCAAAAUACGUGGGGGGGUGUUUGCCCGGUUAGAGGGCAAGUGACUUGUCCACAGGCACACAGGGCAUCUGUAGCAGAGGCAGGAAGAGAAUCCAGAUUCAUUCCAGUGCCUUAACCAGAAAGCCAGCCGCUUACAAUGCUUAAACAAUUGGUCGUCGUGAUCGUUUGCCAUUUGGUUUGUUCCUGUGUGGUCGCAAGGGCUUCACAGGCUGAAAGUCCAAUGUCGGAACAGACUUAAUGCUCCCAUUGAAUAGGGGGUCUGCCUGUGAGCUGCCUCCACCCCUCGGUUGGUGGGAUUUUGUCCCAGAUGUUAUAAGCCACCCGGAGAAUGGCGUUCACCGGAAUGUCUCGCGGCGUUCUGGCAACAUGUCAGAAAAGUGUAAGACAUAUGGCCCCAGAAGUCUGUAAACCAGAGCGACUGUAAAGUAAAAAUCAUUCCACUUUAUACACAAUAUACGAUGUUGGCAUUUUGUGUGGAGAGACUCCAGCUUUGCCCAGUCUGAGCGAUAUAGCGUCCAUGUUUCACAACUGUACGGAGAGGAUACAGUUCGAAUAGAUCUGAACUUGGUUGUCGUGCCAGGGUGAUGUUGAUUCCCUAUUCGUUGUAAAUGACCCUUGGCAGACGCUGCGAUGCCAGUCCGGUGAAGAACCCCUGGGUGAGAGCUGGAGGGGCUGUUGAGUAUCAAACCCAAAUACCAAAAGCUGGAGACUGCUUCGGCAGUUUCAUUAUUCAAAACGAUUGGAGUCGUGGGUGGACCUGAUCCUAAGUUUUGCAUCUUCAUCUUUGACCACGGAACACGGAGGCUGACCUUGGCCGCCAACUCCUCCGUUUGCUGGAGUGCCUCACUCUAUACUAGGAGAACCACGUCAUCAGCAGAGGCAAGGUCUGAGAGCGAGAGAUCACUGAUCUGAAUGCCCCGGGACUAGACGGAAAGCUGCUUUAUGAGACCCAUUGCCCGGCAAAAGAGCACAGGGGCCGAGACUCAGCCCGUCCUGAUACCAGAUAUCGAUUUAAAAGGUGCCGAAAUCCGAUUCACCCAGACGUACACAGGCAGUGGUUCCGUUAUGCAGCUUGCUAAUCAAGUCCCGUAGAGUGGCUGGGACACCUAUGCCCUUUAAGGCCUUCCAUAGCCCGACUUGGUCAACUGAAUCAAACGCAAGCUUAAGAUUGACGUACACCAUGUGCAGGGGCUUCUUGAACUCGCAUUGUACCUCCGACAACAAGCGGAGGGUGAAAAUAGUGUCUAAUGUGGACCUGUUCCCGGUAAAGCCUGACUGUUUGGGCCGACGCUUCAGAUGUAGCCGGGGCUCCAAACACGCCAGCAGAAUGUGCACACGCGCAUUCCCUGGCACGGACAGCAAGAACCUGAUGAAAAUCGCGGCUCAGAAUCUCAUCCAGAACACGAACAUCGAUAACGGGCAGAAAAGCAACGACGGGUUGGUGCAGCGCUUCGACAAGAGCCUGGAGGAGUUCUACGCCCUGUGCGACCAGCUGGAGCUGUGCCUGCGGCUGGCCUACGAAUGCCUGUCCCAGAGCUUCGACAGCACCAAGCAUUCCCCCAACCUGGUGCCGACGGCCACCAAACCCGAUGCGGUGCAGACCGAGAGCCUGCCCUACACCCAGUACCUGAGCAUGAUCAAAUCCCAGAUCUCCUGCGCCAAGGACAUCCACAACGCCCUGCUGGAGUGCUCCAACAAGAUCACCGGCAAGAUCCCCGCCCAAGGGGGGCCAUAGCCCACGGCGCCGGCACAGUUGUUGCUCCUGCUCGGCAGCCGGCGUGGUUUGAAGGAGACUUGGAUCGUUUCCACGCCGGCACCGUGUCAGCCGGUGAAACUUUACAAACUUGCAUCUGACCCACGGCCUGUCUCAUGUCCUCUGAAUUCCCUGCCUGGGUAGAUGGUCUCCUUUGUAUCGAGAGUGAAACGAACGUCCCUGGUCUGCUUUCUCCUCUAACUCCCUCUGGUCUUACUCCUUCCCUCCCCUCCCAGUUCUCAUGUUCCCUCCUUUCCCCCUCACCUUUCUCACAUCUCCUAGGCCUGAUCCUCAGCUGCCAUCAGACCUUCGCCGAACUCACUGUUGCGACGCUAGCCUAUGCCACCCGGUGGCUUGGCCCACGUACAUUCGGAACGCAUUAGCCCUGCUAAAACUGACUCACCUAGCACAGGAUCUACUUGCCGAAGUCUCCCUUGCCAGGGCCUAAGCCCCCUCCACUCCCCUUUGUCUUCAGGAGGGGUCGAGGAGACCUGAGAUUGUGCUGCUAAUGAAGUGAGGAGGAUCAGACAGAAUCUUUCUCUGCCAUCAAAUUAAAACUUCCCCCCACCCCGGGUGAAUGGGCUGGAUUGUAGCUUUCCAGGUUGAUGGGUGUAUUAUUUAUUUUCCUUAAACAGUAACCCUUUCAGAGAAAUGCCAUUGAGUUAAAACAAGCCCCGGUGUUAAUUUCCUCCUGCCAUCACAGUGACUUUACCUCACUGUAACCCUUCCGUCCUUUGAGACAUUUCUCUCCUGACCUGCGUGGAGCGAGAGGGGAAUCGGACUCCAGCUCAUUUCAAGCUUGUUAAUGAUAACGCCUUUGAUCCUUUAAAACAGAGGGCUGGCCUGUGAUUCCGUUCACACCAGCGUAAAGCAGAAGUAACGAACAGAAUUAUCUCUGCGUCAGACUGGCAUAAAACCUAAAGGAGAAUCAGAUCCAAAGAGUGAAUUAAAGCAAAACAACUUUGA
Molecule: messenger RNA, 3112 nt
Organism: Trachemys scripta elegans
Lineage: Eukaryota; Metazoa; Chordata; Testudines; Emydidae
Gene: MED29
Product: mediator complex subunit 29
Exons: 4
Coding region: 1502-2128 (208 amino acids)
Biological process (GO): regulation of transcription by RNA polymerase II
Cellular component (GO): mediator complex
Molecular function (GO): transcription coregulator activity; transcription factor binding
Source: RefSeq, a predicted model, not a curated record